UUCUGCUACAAUAGCCGCUUUCCAGUGCUUUUAGAGAUUUUUUCACGAGAUCCCGUAGUGAACCGGAGCGGGAACAAAUGGAAUUUCCCCUUCCUCUCGAAGUUUGAUGUACAACCUGUCGUUCCAGCGGAAAUUAAAGGACGCAAACUUGGCUAACCGGUUGCACCGGUAGCUCAACCGGUGAAUUAAAGAAUAUACCUACUGGAAAGCACCUUUGAUUGCGCAUCAGCAACGUCACAAUCACAAAACAGAAAACACAAAAGUCAAAAGUGUCAUUCGGCUAUAGGAUUAAGAUUUCUCAAAAUAUUUUUUGAUCCAAACUUAUUAAAAAAUCCUAAAUACAGUCUAGUUAUAUUUUUGACUUGAUCCAUGAAGUUUUAUUAAGUAAGAUAAAAAUCAAUUGCAAUAAAUUUUGUUAAGUAGGUAAAUUUCUAUAUUGAGAGAAUUGCCAAUUUGUCACUUUUUAGGUGCUGAAAUGGAGCAGAGCAACAAAUGGCUCUUUUGAGCCUAACUACCAGAAGAUACAAUCACAAUUAGGAUAUGUUCUUGCGUGUACUAAGAUUCAUAAGUUAGAUAUCGCCAAAGAGUCAAUGGAUACUCCAAUUACAAUAUCCAGUGCUGACUCUACUACAAAGAAAUUAGAAUGUGAUGAGUCUGUGUACUCUAUAGAAUCUUCUAGCUUUGAGAGGGUUCCAGUAAGUUGGGGGAAAAGGAAACCUAUAAUAGACACUCCUUUUUCAACUGGAGCAAAGGUUAGGAGAUGGAUGGGAGAUAUUGAGGCUUCAAGAAGGCACUUUGAUGGAGAUGAGAGCGAAUUAGAUAAUCUGAGCCAUUCUCCCAGUUAUGUUGAUACACCAUCCACAGAAAAAUCUGAGAAUAGAAGUUUGAUUUUGGUGAGAUGCGAUUUCAACAAAACUUUGCCACAAUCACCACAAAGCACGUAUUUACAGUACCUGAAAAAUAAGACCUUAAGUAAAACACCAUCACCAAUAGUUGAUAGAAAAAGGAAUGUCGGAAAAUUUGCAGAUACUGCAAUGAAACGGAGCGUUUUGCUAAAACAAUCACCAGAUAAAAGUAACUUUUGUGGAUACAGUAGCCCAGUGGAUAGGAAAUUCUCUGUUGACGCGGACAGUUACCCCAAAACCAUGAAGCAGCUGGGUGAUAGCACUAUUGGGGAUGACCCUGAUGUUACAGAAGUGCCAAUGAGUCCAGAGAGCAGAAAGAAGGAAUUGUGCACCUAUCUGCAGUUGAUGGAUCCUGCUGACAAGAAGGAGAUACUGAUAUUGCAGAAUAGAAGAUCAACCAGAGUUAGAAAUCUGGCUGUAAUGCAGGAGAAGAAGCUGUUAGAUAAACAAAUUAUGAGCUCGAAUUUGAAUUUGGCUGCAGCACAACAGAAAAAACAUAUGUUAAGCUCUGAAGUGGAAGUAAGUGUUAUACCAGGGAACAAGGAGAUUGAAAAGCAAAUUGUGAAUUAUAAUAAGGUAAAUUUGGUCUUUGUGCAAGACAAGAAGCAUUUGGAGAAACAGGCUAUAAGCUCAAGAGUGAAUCAUGCUACUGUUGUACAAGAGAAGAACCAAUUGAAGAGGCAGGCUAUAAACUCUAAGAUGAAUGUGUUUACAUUGCAAGGGAAGAAACAGCCUGUGAGCUCUAACAAUCUGGCUGCUGUGCAAGACAAAAAGCAUUCUGGGAAACAAGUUGUGAAGUCUAUGGAAACUGCUGAACCAAAUGGAUCUUCUCGUCGGAAAGAAAUAAGGAUAGUCCGAGAAUUCAGCCUUUCAGAGGAAAUUCGACGAAAAUCUGAGCUCACUACACUCCAGCUGAGGUCGACUAAUGAACACUCACAAAAACUAGUAGUAUCUCUCGGAAAUUCGAAACUAACCAAAGAAGGAACAGGAUCUCAUAUUUUGACUCCUUUGACAUCUGAACAUAUGAAAUCUCAGGAGAAAUUUGAAGUGAUAAAAAGAAGACCAGAGGAUAAUUGCAGAAUGCUAGACAGAAAGCCUCAAGAAAAAUGUGAAACUUUGAAAUCCUUCAAAGAACUGAAUAUUGACCUUAACAAGAGCAUAGAGAAGGCUCCACCUGAGGAAGAGGAGAGAAAUAUAUUUUGCUUUCCCUUUCCACCCAAAGAAAUGACUGAAGAAAUGGAAGAUUUUGAUGUAGUGAUGGCUGAUCGAGCUCCUAAAUUUAAAAAAGCAUGUAGACGGAGAGGAUAUAUAUUACAGUGCCCACCCUUUAGGAAGUCGAAAAAUAAGGAGAAUUUGGAAAAAUCUAAACAAACAAAACAAAAAACGUCUACUUCGAAACAAGAAAACAACAACAAACGGGAUUUUAACGCAGAUCCUAUAAACUCAAUAGAACCUAAACAGCAGCAAAUAACGCCUAAGCCCAGAUUAAGGCCGAACAUAUUGAGGAAGAGCCCUAAAAAGAAUUCGGACAGAGUAAAUAAUUUGAGGAGCAACAAGGAUCUUUCAAAUAUCCCAUUCAAAAAGCUGACGUCCAAUGAAAAGCAGUUGAAAGCGUGGAAAAUUAUGAAAAAGAGGGAAAUGAGAGAACAUAUUAAAAAAACAGAUAGUAAUGACGAUAAGAAUUUAGCUGUAGAGGAGCCGUUUAAGAUGCCACUUCCAAAGGUUGAAAUAGUGACAGUAAAAGAAGAGACUGACAUGAAUGUAUACCAUGAAAACCUGAUGGAUGACAUGAUUGACUUCAAUAAUUUGAGUGAAGAACACAAGCGAUGUCUGAUUGAGAGUCGAAUAUUUUCGGCAGACCCUUGCAGGUUAUUAGGACCGGACAAGUCAAUGCCUGCGGCCUUGAACUGCAGUAUAGAUGUUAUAUCACCAUUUUCGGGUUUCACCAAGACUGAUGCACAAGAUGCGGAGAAAAUCAGCGAAGUUUGCCAAAGUACUGCACUAAAGGAGCAAAGAAAAAGCGUUGAUACCCAGAAAGCGCCGCCAGAGGCCGUAGCAGAUGGACUUACGGCAAAGUUCGAUAGUAGAAAAAAUCAUGAAGAUGGCCCUUCUGGGUUGCCCGAUGUAGAAUCUAACAACGAAGACAUAGAUGUUGAUGUAGAGACGGUUCCUCCAAUUAAUUUGCCUGUAGAUCCUUUGCGAGUUGAUACAAGGAGUAUCUUGCCGGAGCCCCAAAAAGGAGAAAAACGCGAUCUAAUUCCGUUUACGAAGCCGGCAGGAACUAAGUCUUUGCACAAGAGCCUGCAGCUGUCCAAAAGAAAGAAUGACAGCGGGUCGAUCGAGCAAAACGGGCCACAAGAAUGGGACUCUGAUCGCGGGUCGGUGAAGACAAAGGCGACUAAAAAACAGUCACAUUCUAUUUAUAUUGAUAAAGAGAAUGGCAGCAUUCUAAAGGCAUUCUAUGUAGAUUAUAAUCUGGUAAUAUGUCAGGAACGCUGCGUCUCCUUCUGGAUGCAGACGUCUUUGGGUCAUGUUCUGGGCUCCCAGGAUAUGUGGAUUCCUCGCGGCGCAGCCCAGAGGAUAACUUUAAAGCAACACCAAUGUAUUGAAAAGGAAUCUAUGGAGAUGGUUCUAUCAACGGAAGCAACAGUGGCAUAUAUUGAACUGUGGACUAAAGAGCAUCAGUCGGAGAUGCGACAAAGGCCGGUGGCAGACGUGUUUGCUACUGUAUAUUUCUGGAAACAACGGCAAAAAGGGAUUGAGAAGAAGGUUCUGCAGCUGGAAAAUAUCAAUGGGUUUGCGGACGAUGUUCAGUAUUCAGUGAUGAAGUGUGUCCCGAAGAUUGUGGUUAGUUGGCAUUGUGCCAGUGAUGACAAUAUGCCUAAAAGGACGUUAAUUCAUUGCUAUGAUAUGGCGCCUGAUUACCAAACUGUGUCCAAUAUAUAUGAUAUUGAGCCUGUUCAACACUAUGUUUCUUCAUUACACAAUGUUGAAGAUUGUGAAAACUUGAUAAUGGGCUGUGGAGAAAACAAGAUCACCUUAUGGAACAUAGAACAUCGAUCCAAAAUUGCUACCAUAGAACUAUCUGAAAUCAAAACACCUUUGUCGACAUUAUGGGUGAAAUGUGACAGGGGUUUUCUUUUUGCUUUACAACAGUGUCUGGAUCGAGAACUUCGUUUGAUAGCGAUUAAUGGUUUGAAUAAUUCGUGGAAGAAGUUAGCUAGUUACUAUCCUCCCAGCGGUUUUGACAGACUACGAGGCGUAUGUAUAGAAAACGGCAUGCUGCUGUCAUUUUACGACUCAGGCGUUCUAUGUUGGAACGCAGAAACUGGAGAACCUGUUGAGGAGAUACCAUUGGAGACUGAAUUGAUUCCUGCAGGAAAGUACGUUAUUUUCCUGGAGGACACUAGGGUGAUUGUCAAACAUGUCAUGACCCAUCUUAUGUCCAUAUCUGCGGACGAUUAUUAGGCUUUCACUUCGACGGUUUAGCCAGAACGUAGGUAUUAGAAAUUAUUUAGUUGAAUUGGAAGAAGCUAUUUUCUUAACUAUUGUAUUCAAGAACCGAUGAGGUAUAGUGGCACUGAAAACUGCUGGAAAAGGUUUGAUAAACGUGAUUUCAUCCCAAUAAUAAUUUGUUAUUACAACAGACGAACACUUGAAUACGUCAAACCCUGUGCAAUAGCUUUUAUCUGUGUAAACAGUAGAACUGUCAAAAACAUUGAUGAACAUUUCUAUACUUGUAAACCGUGAUUUCAAAAUUUUUCGAUUCUAUCCUGAUCAAUAUUCAAAGUCCAUCUCACCCAACACUACAAUUAUUUCUUUAUAAUUCGUAUAAUUUAAGAAACCAUUAGAGUUUUAAUAAUUGCGAGUAGUAUUGUAGUGUGUUAUUGUUAUUAUGUCAGAUCUACUAGAUCAUGUUAUCAAUUGUACAAAUUAACGUGCUAGAUAAAAACGUAUUAUUUUAAUUUUUUUGUUUUAUUGAAUUUUUAUGAAUUUUUCUUAAUUGGUAUACCUGUGUUCAAAAUUCGUGACUUACUGAAUAUUCAGCAGUUGCUUAAAAAAUAUUUUUCACGAAAUAAGUCAUGGAGACCUGACUAAAAUGUAUAUUUGACUCAACAUAGAAAUGUGUCCAGAAAUUGGAGGAUAAUCAUGAUCUCUAUUAUAUGACAAAAUUUUGUUUUCUAAAAGUUUUAUGCUUUUCGAGAUUUGCAGCAUUUGAUUUUUUUGUUAAAAAACUGGCUUGCAUUCAGUUAAUUCUUUGCCACUUCUACAAAUAACAUUUUUGAACCAGAUUUGUUUCAGAACACUCACAAUUAAGCACUUUAUUCCUGCCAGUAUUAUUUUUCCGUAAAUUGGCUAGAAAAAGAGUUAAAGCAAUGUCUAAACUUUAAUAAAAGGUUGUUCUCAAUCUGACACCCUAUCGUGAGAGGAUCAAGUGUGAUCACUGUGCCGAUCAGAUGAAAAAGUUGGUUGGUUAUUGACAAUUUUUAAACGGUAUUAUUUUGCAAAGUUUGCUGUCAUUUUAUUUCAGUCACAAUAACAAUGGAUGAGGGUCAAGUUUAGCAAGUAUCAAUAAAUAGUGUUUUUUGACUUGGAGACAAAAAAAAACGACAGGACUGAUAAGGAUAAUUUAUGUUUAAUUCAUUAAUAUUAUGGUGAGAAAUAUGAAAGGCUAAGCAGUUGGUUUCGUAGAAAAUCCAGAGCUGUCUUACUCCUACUGAGUAAGUGGAUCUGGUGCUGCAGCCUUAUUUCAUUGGCAACAAGAUUGCUAUACCUGUAUCCACAAUUUUUUUAUGGAGUUGCUUUUCGAAAAUUGUACACCAAGCUAAGCUGACCAUGGUAACAAAAUUGAACCAGCCUCAAGCAUGCCAGGGGUAAUUCUGGCAAGUUGAAGUGUUUUAUGAAAAAAUGUAGGUAUCAUCCAGCACUGUUCCUGCGCUUUUUUGUAUCCAAGCCAAAACAUGUAAAUUUAUUGAUAUUUGCUACAUCUCAUGCUCCUCCAUUAUAACUGCAAUUAAAAAAAAUAACAGAAAAGUAAGAAUAACAAUAAAAAUCGUUUAAAAAUUGCCAUUAACCAACCACCAACCAAAUCAGAUGUGAGAACGGAUAUUUAUUAAAUUGCAGACUUUGGUAUUGUUUUUAUGUGGGUUUCUCUUACUGGGUGAGAUGCAAUGCUUAAUUAAGCAUUACAUCAGAAUUGCAAUGUUCUUGAAGCAAACCCGGUACAAAAAUGUUAUUUGUUGAAAUGGCAAGAUAUCAACCAGAUCAAAAAAUUACAUACAAAAGCAGUAAGACUAAAUAAAAUGAAAACCCGUAAGUAGGCCAUGACGUGAACUAUUUGCAGCUGCCGGAAUACCCUUCAAUUUCUGGACAUCUUGUUUUAUGAUAUAUCAAAUAUUAGAAUAAUGAAUAAAUUAUAGCCAACAACUGUCCUCUGUCAUAUAUUUAGUACUCAGUAUAAGUUCAAAAGUAUUUUAUUGCUUUAUGUCAUCUGAAGAAUAUCGAGUUUCUACAAAACUGGUUUUGUAUAUACACAAUUGUAUAUUUGAUUGAGUUAUAAAAUAUAUUUAUUGAUUUGAUUAAAAUAUGUAGUUUUGUAAGAAACAAUAUUGAGAACAUAUUGAAAUUUUGAUAGUGGCAUGAAG
Acanthoscelides obtectus is the source of this 6550-nucleotide messenger RNA. Lineage: Eukaryota; Metazoa; Arthropoda; Insecta; Coleoptera; Chrysomelidae. The record is from the annotation of a GenBank genome assembly.